This is a messenger RNA of Coffea eugenioides, 2167 nucleotides long. RefSeq names its product protein NUCLEAR FUSION DEFECTIVE 4-like. The transcript is spliced from 2 exons. The record is from RefSeq and is a predicted model, not a curated record. Lineage: Eukaryota; Viridiplantae; Streptophyta; Magnoliopsida; Gentianales; Rubiaceae. Gene Ontology annotation, cellular component: membrane. The coding region runs from base 286 to 1947 and encodes 553 amino acids.
UAGCUUCCCAGCUGGAAGGCGAAGACUGAAGAGUACAAUAGAGACGCACUUGGAUGAUGGAUCCCUGUCCUAUUCAUGCAAACUACUAGUUGUACUUUUUGCGUCUACAAAAACCAAGUGGAAUUUUUCUAUUCUACUAAAGUAGAAAGCAGCAACAGUCUGCACGAUUAGCGCCUUCUAAAUCAUCAUCAGAUCAGACCCCCACAAAAUCUUCGAGUUUCAACCGAAAAACUUCGCCCCUUUUCUUUGUUGCUGCUGUCUUGACUGGACUACAGUUGUCGUCUCAUGGGUACUUUCUCCUUGCCGUCUCCGACAUCCCCAGCCGGCAAAUGGCUGGGGUUCGUGACCGCCGUUUGGGUCCAAUCCAUCUCCGGCAACAACUAUACCUUCUCCAAUUACUCCGACGCCCUCAAAUCACUCAUGGCCCUCACUCAGCUCCAACUCAACAACCUCUCAGUCGCCAAGGACAUUGGCAAGGCCUUCGGCAUCCUCGCCGGCAUAGCCUCCGACCGCUUGCCCACUCCCAUAAUCCUUCUCAUCGGCUGCGUCGAAGGCUUCGUCGGCUACGGCGUCCAGUGGCUGGUGGUUAGCGGCCGCAUCCAACCCCUCCCCUACUGGGCCAUGUGCGUAUUCUUGUGCAUGGGAGGCAACAGUACCACCUGGAUGAACACGGCCAUCCUGGUAACUUGCAUGCGUAAUUUUCGCAAAAAUCGCGGCCCAGUUUCGGGAAUCAUGAAGGGCUACGUGGGUUUGAGCACCGCAAUUUUUACAGAUAUCUGUUCGGCUUUAUUCUCGGACGACCCGGCAUCUUUUCUACUCAUGCUCACGGUCGUCCCCUUCGUUGUUUGCCUGGCUGCUAUUGCUUUUCUCCGGGAAAUCCCUCCUUCAUCCACGGCGAGCGAAGAAAAAGAAGAGACUAAGUACUUCGGAAUCAUAAACGUGAUUGCGGUGGUCAUCGCAGUUUAUUUACUGGCAUUCGACGUGUCAGGGAUUCAUGGCCGUUUGAUUUCGCAGAUCUUUGCGGCGGUGCUGUUGGUGCUGCUGGCAUCGCCUCUGGCGGUUCCUAUUUACCUUGUGCUGAAGGAUUUAGCCAGGUCCCCGGCUUCGGAAAAGUUAGACGUGGAGGGGAAUGCUGCGAGGGAACCACUGCUGCUAGCUGAAGAAACGGUUGGGGUGGUGGUGGUGGUGGAGGAGAAGAAGAAGGCGGGGGAGAGAGGGGCGGCAGUGGUGGAGGGGAAAAAGAAGCCCGCAAUCGGAGAAGAUCACACAAUAUGGGAGGCGUUGAAGACGGUGGAGUUUGGGAUAUUGUUUGUGUCAUUCCUGUGUGGAGUCGGGACGGGGCUAGCGGUGAUGAAUAACAUGGGCCAAAUGGGAUUGGCCCUGGGUUAUGUGGACGUGUCCAUUUUCGUGUCUCUGACUAGCAUUUGGGGAUUCUUCGGGCGGAUUCUUUCGGGUUGGGUCUCGGAGCACUUCAUCAGGAAGGCUGGAACACCAAGGCCUAUUUGGAAUGCAGCAUCUCAGAUUUUAAUGGCUGUUGGAUACGUAGUGAUGGCCAUGGCUUUACCAGGUUCCCUCUACAUUGGCUCUGCAGUUGUUGGGAUUUGCUAUGGGGUUCGUCUGGCUGUGACGGUGCCAACCGCUUCUGAGUUAUUCGGCCUCAAGUAUUAUGGUUUGAUCUACAACAUUCUAAUCCUCAACCUACCACUGGGCUCCUUCCUCUUCUCUGGCUUGCUUGCUGGUUUCCUCUAUGAUUCCCAGGCCACUCCAACGGCAGGAGGAGGCAACACUUGCAUAGGUGCCCACUGUUACAGGCUUGUGUUUGUGGUUAUGGCCAUUGCAUGCGUUGUUGGUUUUGGUCUGGAUGUAUUACUAGCCAUCAGAACAAAAGCUCUGUACACCAAAAUUCACGCCAGCAGGAAAUCAAAGAAGACUGCUGCCACAUCCUAAUAAUAGCAAUUCAGGUGUUCACCGUUCAAUCGUAGGACUGAUGGGGGAUUCUCUCCAAGUGAUGUCCUGCAGUUGAGUUCCAGUGAGCAAUCAAUUGUAUUUGUAUGGGUUGAAUUCAUUUGUUUCUUAGAACAUACGUGGAACCAGUGAAAUAUUGGUUCAGUUGUAUUAUUGUGUUGCAUUGACGUUCCAUCAUUAGCUAAUGAUAUACUGUUUGUAU